Molecule: messenger RNA, 2237 nt
Organism: Rhopilema esculentum
Lineage: Eukaryota; Metazoa; Cnidaria; Scyphozoa; Rhizostomeae; Rhizostomatidae
Source: RefSeq, a predicted model, not a curated record
UACCUUUUUCAGCAGGUAUCUUCAAAUAUUUCUUUUCGUAUAACUUCUGAAAUUUGAGCUGAAUUGUUAAGCUGCAACUUUGACCAACGAAUGUCGUAUUGAAAAGCUUCAAGAUGGGUUUAGCGACAUUGGUCAUUCUGUUCAGUUUGCUUUUGAGGGACUCGAGUUGUUACAGCAAAACAGAGCGCAGAUAUGCAACAAACGAAACUCAAACUCUCUCACACAUCGACUACGCAAAUGAUGAGGACUACACCUUCAUUAUCGAGCCUGCAAUGCAUCUCAAUGCGAGCCUUCACUAUUUGGAGAUAAUUUGGACUUUGUUUGAUGUCGAAGGAAGUAUACCGUAUUGCUCGAAUGACUAUGUGGAAGUUUUCCUGACUCGGGCAAACCUCAGUAUUGGUUACUACUGUUCGGACAAUCUGGUUGGUGGGAAACCUUUUAACAUGUACUCUCACGAUGGAUACAUAAUGUUACAUUUUAUCUCUGACCCAUAUGUGACAAGAAAAGGAUUUUCCUUAAAUUUCCAGUUGAAGAGCAGAGAAAAGUCACCAUUAGGUGGCUCAGUGUCACCAAGAUGCUAUUCAAAUGAUAACGGGGGUUCAACUGGAAAUUUCUAUUCACUUGGCUGGCCCUACGGGUUUUACGGAAGCAACAUUUCGCAACCUUGCUGGACAAAGAAUUAUAUAGGGAACAAAAAGAUGAGGAUAGCAACAAUGGAUGUAAACCUGCAAACGACGUGGCCUGAUCCUUAUGCCUGCAAAGAAUCAGAUACUUUCUUUGAGAUAAAAGAUUCAAAGAGAAACUUGACAGACCUCCAAUCUAUCAUUCAAAAUGCAACUAAUGUGUUUCAACGAAUAUGUGGAACAACAAAUGCAAUUUUCCAUGUCUCUAGAAAACCAUUUGUUUACAUGUAUUUCAAUAGAACGCAAACGUCAUACAAAUAUCGUGGUGUUGUCAUUGGUUACUUGGUGUAUGGUGAUCCACCAUCAUUGUCACAAUCGUCCAUGUCAUCAGUCAUAACACCAACAGCAACAAAGUGGUCCAGGUGGUCGCAUUGGCAGAAGUGGUCAAAAUGGUCGCAUUGGGAGAAGUGGUCAAAAGAAGAGUUGAAGAAAAAGAAGAUUCGAGAAAGAAACAUUGCAAUCGGUUCUGCUGUUGGAGCCUUAGUUGCUUUUAUUGGAUCAAUAAUUGCUGGUAUAUACAAAGGCUAUUGCAAAUGUGAGUCUUGCCAGAAGUUUGUCAGUUGGUUGCCAGUUCCACACACUAGGUUUCGUAAUUCACAAGAAGAAUGAAACUGAUCAGACCGAUCCCUUUAACUAUAAUCACAAUGUAUCUGAUUAAAAUAUACAAACUGUCUUACAGGCAAUGCAAACUUGGGUAAACUAUCUAACUUGGAUUCAGUUAUACUGAAGAGAAGAGAAUAUUGUAGUCGAGAGCAUAUUUUUAUUUUUGUACUUAAAUUUUGCUUAUUGUGCUCAAACUACAAUCAUUCUUUUCCUUUCAUGGUGUUAAUUUUUCAAGCAUUUAAGGUGGGACCCCAUUUUUAUUUGUGGAAGGCUCGGCGAAUUUUUCGCUACCAAGAAAAAGGGAUAAAAACUGUAAACUUAAUGUAUGUAAAAAGUUUUCGAAAAGAAGAAAAUUCCUAAAAAAAUUUUCCAGAGAUGAAUUCUCAAAACAAUUUUCAUAAAUACCAAUUUUGUUCUAAAUAAUGCCUAAGAGAUUAUUUUAUUCUAUUUUAUUAAGAAAACAUUACACCUGUGAUACAAUUCAGUCUAGUAAAUUUGCUUCCACUCCUACUUCUCUAUUUCCCAAGCAAAAAAGAUUAUGGCAUAUUAUCUUAAAUUAGGCAGUGAGAUUGUGACAAUGUUGUUAUGAGCAAGACUCAGCUUGAUUUUUAUCCCAAUGCAUGUCAAGUUGACUAAGAUCAUAUUGAAAUCGAAAUACAUUGCUUUUAACUCUUGUUUGGCCUAAGCCACAUUAUGCAAGGCAAGUACAGUCAAAUCUGUGUAAUUCCAAAUCUCUAGUAUACUUACUCCAUGAGCCUCUGUUUCGCUACUGCCUCACUCAACUGACGCUACAACAUAUUCAGAUUCAACUGUUGUAGCGACUAUCAAGUGAGGCAGUAGUGAAAGAGAGGUUGGUCAUGGAGUAAGUCUAAGUCUCUAGGGGAUUGUAAAAAUCGAAUUACGAAAUCUUCUUUUUACAGAGGUUCGAAUCAAAGAUGCUUGCUUUCAAGG